Molecule: messenger RNA, 723 nt
Organism: Nelumbo nucifera (sacred lotus)
Lineage: Eukaryota; Viridiplantae; Streptophyta; Magnoliopsida; Proteales; Nelumbonaceae
Product: succinate dehydrogenase subunit 7A, mitochondrial-like
Cellular component (GO): respiratory chain complex II (succinate dehydrogenase)
Source: RefSeq, a predicted model, not a curated record
AAUCAUCGAUGAUGGGGACGGGGGGAGCCAUUCGGCUUCGCUGCUGCUACUGUCGCCGCUGACAACUGAAAGGCCUCUCAUCCUUGCGAUCCUCCUCUCUCAAGCUCUGAUAUUACAGUGAUGGCGUUCUUGAACAAAACCACUAUGUUUUCACGCUUUCAGUCAAAUAUUGAGAAGACGGAGAAUCAAUUUGCUUUUGCACGCCGUUCUAUGCACAUAGAACCAGGAGCUCGCGAGAAAGCUCUCUUGAAAGAAGAUCCUGCAUUAAAGUGGUUCAAAUCACAUAAGAAGAGUGUUUGGAGACUCAAACGAAUUGGGGAUGUGCUCACUAUUGUUGUCGUUGCUGGCUGUUGUUAUGAAAUUUAUGUGAAAGCAGUAAUGCGGGAAGAAGAUCGGAAACAGGCACGUGCGACAAGCGAGGGAGCAUGAUAAACAAGAUAUUCCCUUGUAAGAAAUCAUGUUUUCAUUUUGGUAAAAUCACCAUCUCCUAGUGAAGGUUUUCCAGGAGUGUUAUUAAGCUGUAGUUUCAAGCUGUCUGACUAAGUAGGAGCAAACUCGUUAGCUUCAUUUAGUUGAAUUAAACUUAGAAAGCAGUAUCCUUAGAAAGUAUGUUUUUGUUGACUUUGGAGUUGUGUGGAAAUGUCUGAAAACAAAUUUAACAUAGUGUAUUGAUUCGCCUCAAGCGAUUGAUGAUGAAAAUGCCCUUGCGAUGCGUAGAGUGGA